AUGUCUCCUACAAGCACUUUAAGUAACUCUAGUUACUACAACAACAACAACAACAACAACAACAACAACACAUACUUGCAUCCACUUGAAACUGCUACUGGUACCUUCAUUGAAAGAAGAAAUAGCUGUAGAAGAUUGAGCAUAUCAUCGGAUUUAAGCGAUCAAGAACCAAUUGAGCCUACAAGAAGGGCCAACAGCAAUGCCAGCCAUUGGAACCAGCUCAUUUCACAAUUUGAUUCACAACCUGAUAUGGUGCAAUUAAUACAGCUUUGUAAAGCUGAAGAAGACAGACGUCGCCAAGAGGAAUCCAAGAUGAAAAUGAAGGAGUAUCAAGUGUUGCGUCAAUUACAACAUUUGCAAGAAAGACAAUCUCUUGAUAUCAAAAAGUCUCAAAAGGAAUUGGACCUCCAUUUGCCUCCUUUAUCUCACAAAUAG
Mucor velutinosus is the source of this 435-nucleotide messenger RNA. RefSeq lists its product as uncharacterized. The coding region runs from base 1 to 435 and encodes 144 amino acids. The transcript has a single exon. Lineage: Eukaryota; Fungi; Mucoromycota; Mucoromycetes; Mucorales; Mucoraceae. The record is from RefSeq and is a predicted model, not a curated record.